AUGGACACAUUAGUCAUACCAGUCUCCAGUCGCGAACCACCAAAACCAGCACCCUCACCGAAGGUAGAACGUUCCCUGCAGCCUCGACAACGGGCGGAAUGCACGCGCACAACUACAGUACCGUUCCGAAUCAACCCGAGCCUGCGAUCCUACGACAAGCUGUCUAGCUCAAAAGGUGGUGUUAGGAUGGAGCUCAAAGAACACGUCAGGCCUCGCACACCCCGUGUCACGCCACAAGGUGUCUCGCAACGAGCCAGAUAG
This is a messenger RNA of Echinostoma caproni, 261 nucleotides long. The record is from the annotation of a GenBank genome assembly. NCBI's taxonomy places the organism in Eukaryota, Metazoa, Platyhelminthes, Trematoda, Plagiorchiida, Echinostomatidae.